AUGGCUAAUAACAAACCUAAAACGACGCGUAUUGUCUGUAUUAGUGAUACACACUCACGGUAUGGUUUUACACUUCCAGCUGGCGACAUUCUUGUUCAUGCAGGUGAUUUUUCGAUGUCAGGUGAGCAAAGUGAAAUUGAAAAUUUCAUAACUUGCCUGAAAUCUCUUACUCAAUACCGACUGAAAGUGUUCAUUGCGGGUAAUCAUGAUAUAACUCUACAACCAGCUUUUUAUGAGAAAAAUUGGGAAAGAUGGCAUCGUGGUCGAAAACAAAAUUGGGAACUGAUUGGGCGGCUUGUACGUGAUUCGUCUCUGGCAGCCAACUAUGGGAUUAUUUAUCUGGAAGACCAACAAUUUAUUGACAAUGUCACCGGCCUAAAAUUUUAUGGCAGUCCUUAUCAACCAGAGUUUCAUAAUUGGGCCUUUAAUUUGCCAAUUAACAGUAUCGAAAUCAAAGAAGCAUGGUCCCGAAUUCCGAAUGAUGUCGAUGUUCUUUUGACACAUGGUCCGCCUACAAAUAUUCUGGAUGAAAAUAGUGCAGGCAUACAUGUUGGGUGUGCUCAAAUGCUUGCACGUAUCAUGUCUGUCAGACCUCGUUUACACGUUUUUGGACAUAUUCAUGAAUCAUAUGGACGACUAGAAAAUGGUUCAACCAUAUUUGUGAAUGCAUCAACUUGUAAUUUGAGCUAUCAACCUGUCCAAGCACCAAUCGUGAUCGAUUUAGAACUGAAGAGUAACCGAUGA
Rotaria sordida is the source of this 744-nucleotide messenger RNA. The record is from the annotation of a GenBank genome assembly. Lineage: Eukaryota; Metazoa; Rotifera; Eurotatoria; Philodinida; Philodinidae.